Messenger RNA from Prunus armeniaca (apricot), 351 nucleotides. The record is from the annotation of a GenBank genome assembly. Lineage: Eukaryota; Viridiplantae; Streptophyta; Magnoliopsida; Rosales; Rosaceae.
AUGGUGAAGUUGCUGCUGCUGGCUGGCUAUUUGGUUUUUAUGAUCGUUAUACAAGUGAGGACCGAGCUUGUUCAAGCGAGCACUCGCCUUCCUUUUCUCAUCAACUCUCAAGACCUCGAGCCAUAUGAAUAUGUUACUAUAACAGAGAAACUUACCUGCCAGGAGUUGCGUACACCCUCUCCAUGUCGUAAUGAAACAGACUUAAGUGUCACGAGAGAAACAGAGGCCAUCAUUUUUCUGCAGGAUGCAACGAUGACUGCGACACAGCCUGUUGCAAUUGCGAUAUCAGCAAACAGCCUCCAUUAUGCGUGCUAUGUUGUAGAGAAGACCCUUGACUUAAUGAAAUCGUGA